Carlito syrichta (Philippine tarsier) is the source of this 2020-nucleotide messenger RNA. Its product is annotated as NEDD4-binding protein 2-like 2. Lineage: Eukaryota; Metazoa; Chordata; Mammalia; Primates; Tarsiidae. Gene Ontology annotation, cellular component: nucleus. Gene Ontology annotation, molecular function: transcription corepressor activity. Gene Ontology annotation, biological process: negative regulation of transcription by RNA polymerase II. The record is from RefSeq and is a predicted model, not a curated record. The transcript is spliced from 6 exons. The coding region runs from base 115 to 1863 and encodes 582 amino acids.
AUCUCGGCCCUGGGGUCGCAUCUCGGCUUUUCGUUCGCGUUCACGGAGGUCUUUGCGUUUCUGAAAGAAGGUUUCGUUGGGAGGUUAAAGGUCAAUGCCGAGCUGUAGAGUAAGAUGUCUUAUGGUGAAAUUGAAGCAACAUUCUUGGGACCUAGAGAAGUAACAAGUGAACCACACUGUAAAAAAUUGAAGUCAACUGCAGAGUUUGAUGUUUUUCCCCAUCAUGGUGUUACUGGUUUUCACAGAAUCCAGGAGAAAGCUGGAAAUGAUUGGGUUCCUGUGACCAUUGUUGAUGUCAGAAGACAUGGUUAUUCUCAGGAGGAGAGAACCAAAAUUAAGGAUUUGCUGAGACCUUUGCACGAUGAGAUGCCUGGUAAUAGACCAGGUACUAUUGAAUCUGUUGAUUCACAUGUUUUACCGGAUGCAAGUCCUUCAUUAGUAUCCACAGAUGAUGGGAUAUAUAGCACAAGUAAAGCAUUUAUAGGACCCAUUUACAAGCCCCCUGAGAAAAAGAAAUAUAACGAAAAGAGGAGUGCGGCAGACACUCUCAAUGGUAUAAAAGGCAAAGGUGGGCAAGAGGAGAAACAGAAAUCCAACUCUAAAAAAAAAUCAGAGAUUGACAAUGAAUUAUUUCAGUUUUACAAAGAAAUUGAAGAGCUUGAAAAUGAAAAAGAUGAUUUGGAAAGCAGUUGUAAGGAAUCCGAACCUUCUCAGGAACAAUUUAUUCCAUAUUAUCAGAGCCAUAAUAAUGAUCUCUUAAAAUCUGACGACGAAAAGAAAGAUCUUAGUCAUGCUUUUCAGUCACACUGUGGUUAUGAACAGAACUUGGGGAAUGAACUAGGCAACUAUCCCUGUAAUGGACGGGUAAUACCUACAUUUUGUGACAUUUCAUUUACUUCCUUCAGGCCUGAAUGGCAGUCAGUGCAUCCUUUUAUGGUACCCCAUGGUCCCCCUCUUCCCAGUUUGAACUAUCAUCUUAAUAUUCAAAGAUUCAGUGCUCCACCAAAUCCUCCAUCAAAUAUUUUUCAUGUCCAAGGUGACUCUCUGAUGCGAAGUGGAUAUCAUGUAAAUAGUUGUCAUGUUAACUGGAAUUGUUUGACUUUUGAUGAGAACAAUGAAUAUACUGACUUUAGUGAGAAUAGCAGUAGUGUUCAUCCCUUUAGGAAUGGCUUCAGCCUGCAAGAUGAAUAUGUGAGUAAUGGUUUCUGUGAAAUCAGAGAAGGAUGCUGGAAAGAUUCUUCUUUGGACAAGCAUAAUGGAACAGACAGAUUUGUGAACCAGCAGUUUCAAGAGGAAAAGUUAAAUAAAUUGCAGAAAUUACUUAUUCUUUUAAGAGGUCUGCCUGGUUCUGGGAAAACAACAUUGUCUCGAAUUCUGCUUGGUCAGAGUCGUGAUGGCAUUGUGUUCAGCACUGAUGACUAUUUUCACCAUCAAGAUGGGUACAGGUAUAAUGUUAAUCAACUUGGUGAUGCCCAUGACUGGAACCAGAACAGAGCAAAACAAGCUAUUGAUCAGGGGAGAUCUCCAGUUAUAAUAGACAACACUAAUACACAAGCUUGGGAAAUGAAACCAUAUGUGGAAAUGGCCAUAGGAAAAGGAUACAGAGUAGAGUUUCAUGAGCCUGAAACUUGGUGGAAAUUUGAUCCUGAAGAAUUAGAAAAGAGGAAUAAGCAUGGUGUUUCUCGAAAGAAGAUUGCUCAGAUGUUGGAUCGUUAUGAAUAUCAAAUGUCCAUCUCUAUUGUAAUGAAUUCAGUGGAACCGUCGCACAAAAGCACACAGAGACCUCCUCUUCCACAAGGGAGACCGAGGUGGGGAGGCUCUCUAGGCUCACAUAAUGAAGUCUGUGUCUCAAAUAAUCAUUGAGUUGGCCAUUUGUGUGCCCUUGAAAAAAAUUAGUGAGCCUGUCUCAAAGCUUAAAUAGUUUCAAAUUAAAAAAGACUAUGUUGCAUCACAAAGAAUGUUCCCAGCAAGUUGUUUAAAUUCUAAAGUGUAAAUAAAAUUAUAUAAAGUGUAUUUUAAA